AUGUCAUUUCUUCUAAUUUCUGGGUUUAGUUCUAAAGAGAAAAUGGAUGAGAGAUCGAUAGGUGCUGCUCAAACUGGUGAUGUAGAAGCUCUCUACAACUUAAUUCAACAAGACCCUUUUGUUCUUGAUAAGAUUGAUCAAGUCCCCUUUGUGGACACUCCUUUACAUGUUGCUAUAUCAGCCAACCUAACCCAUUUUACAAACAAGAUUGCAACCCUCAAACCAUCAUUUGUAGUCAAUAUAGCGAUCCAGGUUGGUAGAGCUUUGGCUCCCAUUGUUGUUGUCCAAUUUUUGUAUGUUCCGCUUGAGCGUGGUUUACGCCCUUUCAUGAGGAGUAACCAAUUGGAAACAUUUAAAUUGUUGUUUGAGUGGCUGCAAAAGCUUCAAGACAUCGAGGUUGGUGCCUCUGCCUUUUUGCUUGCACUGGAAAGUGCCAAAUUACAACGGUUAGGAAUGCAAUUAAAAUUGGCACGAUUGUUCGAUAAGAAGGAAGUAGAGAGGUUGUGGUGUUCUUUUGCUUGUACUAAGAGGGAAGUGGAAGACUUUGAGAUAAUAAAGGAUGGGCUCGAGAAAAUCAGGAGGGAAGAGGUGUUGAAUUGGAAGGACAAAGAAGGCAACACUGUUCUGCACCUUGCAACAUUCACUAAGCAAUGUGAGAUAAUUAAGAUAUUACUUAGCAAGAAUCCAGCACCCAGAACUCAAUUGGAUGUCAAUGCUGUAAAUGGAAAUAAUCAGACCGCCCUCGACAUCUUAUUCAAGCUUUGA
Camellia sinensis is the source of this 765-nucleotide messenger RNA. Lineage: Eukaryota; Viridiplantae; Streptophyta; Magnoliopsida; Ericales; Theaceae. The record is from RefSeq and is a predicted model, not a curated record.